This is a messenger RNA of Propithecus coquereli (Coquerel's sifaka), 2889 nucleotides long. It is a transcript of the gene HIF1AN, whose product is annotated as hypoxia inducible factor 1, alpha subunit inhibitor. Gene Ontology annotation, biological process: negative regulation of Notch signaling pathway; peptidyl-aspartic acid hydroxylation. Bases 49 to 1098 code for a protein of 349 amino acids. Gene Ontology annotation, molecular function: ankyrin repeat binding; [protein]-asparagine 3-dioxygenase activity; peptidyl-histidine dioxygenase activity. The transcript has 8 exons. The record is from RefSeq and is a predicted model, not a curated record. Gene Ontology annotation, cellular component: nucleus; cytoplasm. Lineage: Eukaryota; Metazoa; Chordata; Mammalia; Primates; Indriidae.
AAUAGGCGGAGUUUCCGGUUCCGGCGGGGGCGGUCCCUGGCGGCCGAGAUGGCGGCGACAGCGGCCGAGCCUGUGGCCUCGGGCUCUGGAGGCCCCCGGGAAGAGGCUGAAGCUCCCGGCCCCGCCUGGGAUGAAUCCCAAUUGCGUAGUUACAGCUUUCCCACCAGGCCCAUCCCGCGUUUGAGUCAGAGCGAUCCCCGGGCGGAGGAGCUGAUCGAAAAUGAGGAACCCGUGGUGCUGACCGACACAAAUCUUGUGUAUCCUGCCCUGAAAUGGGACCUUGAAUACCUGCAAGAGAAUAUUGGUAAUGGAGACUUCUCUGUGUACAGUGCUAGCACCCAUAAGUUCUUGUACUAUGAUGAGAAGAAGAUGGCUAAUUUCCAGAACUUUAAGCCGAGGUCCAAUAGGGAGGAAAUGAAAUUUCAUGAGUUUGUUCAGAAAUUACAGGAUAUACAGCAGCGAGGAGGGGAAGAGAGGUUAUAUCUGCAGCAAACACUCAAUGAUACCGUGGGCAGGAAGAUUGUCAUGGACUUCUUGGGUUUUAACUGGAACUGGAUUAAUAAACAACAAGGAAAGCGUGGCUGGGGGCAGCUGACCUCUAACCUGCUGCUCAUUGGCAUGGAAGGAAAUGUGACACCUGCUCACUAUGAUGAGCAGCAGAAUUUCUUUGCUCAGAUAAAAGGCCACAAGCGAUGCAUCUUAUUCCCUCCGGAUCAGUUUGAGUGCCUCUACCCAUACCCUGUCCAUCACCCAUGUGAUAGACAGAGCCAGGUGGACUUUGACAAUCCUGACUAUGAGAGGUUCCCUAAUUUCCAAAACGUGGUUGGUUAUGAAACAGUCGUUGGCCCUGGUGAUGUUCUUUACAUCCCAAUGUACUGGUGGCAUCAUAUAGAGUCGUUACUAAAUGGGGGGAUUACCAUCACUGUGAACUUCUGGUAUAAGGGGGCACCCACCCCUAAGAGAAUUGAAUAUCCUCUCAAAGCUCAUCAGAAAGUGGCCAUAAUGAGAAACAUUGAGAAGAUGCUUGGAGAGGCCUUGGGGAACCCACAAGAGGUGGGGCCCUUGUUGAACACAAUGAUCAAGGGCCGAUACAACUAGCCUGCCAGGAGUCACGGCCUCCUGCCAGGUGACUGCUAUCCCGUCCACACCGCUUCAUUGAUGAGGACAGGAGACUCCAAGCGCUAGUAUUGCACGCUGCACUUAAUGGACUGGACUCUUGCCAUGGCCCUGGAGGCAGGUGUUUGGGGCGAGGCAGGGCGGUUGGCACUCCACUCCCAUUUGGAGGGGUUUCUUACUCUUGCCUCUUGUGCCCCGGCACCUUCCCUCUGCCCACCUCCCACACCCACCAAGUCCUGCAUUCAGUGUUUGGAGUCCCAGCUUUUGGUUGUCAUCAUGUCUGUGUGUUAGUCUGUCAACCUUGGGAUGGGUGCACUUGUGUGCAUGCACACACAUGUAUGUAUCUGUUCCUUGGUCCCACCUUCUGGGUCAGGGUGUCACUUCUGGCUCUCAGCCCUAUCUCCUGCAACGUCAGUGCCUCAGCCUGAGUGAGAGGAGAUGCUCUUGGACCCCCACUCCAUCUGGGCUCCAGGGCCAGAGCUAGUCUGACCAUUAGGUCAGUCUUCCUCCAUCCAGUUUUUGCAUAGUCAAGCUCUAGGCUGGGUGGGAAUGGCUGCUGGGACUCUAAUGGGGAGAAUGAGAGGGAGGUUUGCCUUUGAGAGCCUAAAUAGCCUUCCUGUGAGAGAAAGGAUUGGAUAGGAUUCCUGCUGGGAUCUAUAAGCUCAAGCCAUACAUAGAAAGGACCUUGGUACAUAUGAACCAAGGAUUGUGCAUGAAUUCUGAAUUAAAGACACAUACAGUUUCUCUUUCAGCACCAACUCUUGCCCUGGUGCUGGGUGCCAAGGGAGUUCUAGCUGUGGCUUCUCAAGGGUCUAGGGAUGCAAGCCUCUGUGUGUGUGUGUGUGUGUGUGUGUGUCCACACUGGCCAGCCUCCCUGCUUACCAAGGUUCCCCACUGCUUACCUUGUCCAGUGGGACAGUACAGUGUGAGCCCCAGGAAGUACUGCCUGACCUAACAUAAAGCUUUUUAACUUGGAUUUUAGCCAUCAUAUGUUGGUCAGGUCUCACUGCACCCUGCCUGAGGCUGACUGGCUAGAGCCUCUGGGCCCUAUGAUGCUCCCUGCCGAGGCCACAUCCUCUACUUCUGCUGAGCUUCCUGGCUGAGUAGAUGAAAUGGGUCGAGCUUAGGCAGCUAACUCACUACCUGUCAUCCACCUCAGGGCAAGGGCAAAAAUGUAGCCUUGCCAUUUAAAGCCAGCGCCUCUGCCAGACCCUACUGUAAUAAUAUUCCACAACACCCUCAAUAGUCAGGGCAACCGGUAGAGCAUGGAAGUAGAAUUUCCUCUUCUGUUAGUAGCUACUCAUGGGAACCCCUCUCAGGGCUGCAGCUUACAGCUGGGCAGUUGUGUAUUGCACAACUUGAAGGGCCGUCAUUUACAUCUAUUCAGUGGGAGAAGGGCGCCUGGGAUUGGGUGGUGUGGUGGCCCUGUGUCUACUUAUCUCCACUCCAGUAUCCAUCCCCUUCUCUCUGGAAGGAAAAAGGAGUUAGAAGAUCUUUGGUUUUAUUUUUCCUCCACCUUUUUUUUUUUUUUUUGCCUAAGGUUUACUUCCAGUGUUUGAGCUAUGGCUCUCACCCCCGAAGCUCAGUUUACAGUGCACUGAUGGACUGAGAGGAUGUGUGUGUAUGCCUGUGCAUGCCCUUGUGUGUAUUUUAGGAAGGGGUGUUCAUUUUUAGUACCCCAUGCUGGGGUUCUCUGAUGCCGUGUGGGUGUGAAGACAUGAUACUCUUCUCAAGUGUAGCUCUUUCCAAUAUAGUCAGUGCUGGGAAAUGUGA